This is a messenger RNA of Mytilinidion resinicola, 2925 nucleotides long. Its product is annotated as HET-domain-containing protein. Bases 1 to 2439 code for a protein of 812 amino acids. The record is from RefSeq and is a predicted model, not a curated record. The transcript has 2 exons. Lineage: Eukaryota; Fungi; Ascomycota; Dothideomycetes; Mytilinidiales; Mytilinidiaceae.
AUGGCUGCCGCAAUCACCGUUCAGGAGAAAGCGGAACUCUCUGACCUGUAUCGCUCCCUUCCUCUUCCAGUGCAAUCGAGAUGCGUACGCCUUCUCGAAGUCCGGGCUGCUGUAAAUCUGGAUGGCAGCGACCCUAUCGCUGUUGAGUUCCGCGUUGCAAACCUCGAGGAAGGUCCUCCAUUCGCUGCUUUGUCAUAUGUUUGGGGCAAGGACGUCGAGCCGCGUAGUAUAAUCUGUGGGACCUACACUCUCAAUGUCACCGUGAACUGUCAUUCUGCCUUAUGGCAUCUACGGAAGAAGCUUGGCGCCUUCACGAUCUGGGUUGAUUCCGUUUGUAUAAAUCAGGAGGACAAGAGCGAGAAAGAACAGCAGAUACCGCUGAUGGGAGAUAUAUACACGGGCGCCGAGACUGUGUACCUUUGGUUAGGAGAAGGAAAUCCCCAGUCUGACAGAGCCAUGAACUUUCUGGGAAGAUGCGGGUUCUUGGAAUACUUUUCUCCCGGUGCCGAUUCGACGGAGGUCAAGAAAAAAGUGAGGUCGGCGUUUUGGUAUCUGAUCACCUCAGCUUUCAAAAUCAGAGACCACCCUUUUCCCACGUGCGGCCCUACGACCAUCCUACGAAUGCUCAAUCGGGUAUACUUAAGAAGGAUCCCAAGAGCAGUCAUCACGACGUACCAGGACAUCGAUGACGUUCUGAGUCGGGAAUGGAUUACACGAAUAUGGACUUUCCAGGAAAUACUGCUUGCGUCGAAUCCUAUCCUGGUCUGUGGCCACCGCCAUCUUACUUGGUCUCGAUUCGCAUUUAGCAUCGUAUUUCUUGCUUACCCUGCACACGCUCCUGACACAGAUCUACUACGACAUAGGGGUGGAGACACAUCCAGACUGCCGGCCUGGAUAAAGCUUGUCUUUAGUAGGGCUCGUCUUACCGAGCCUAAGUCACGGCCGCGCAACACUCGCUCACCACGACCGGAAACAUCUAAGCUAAACGAGCUUCGGAUGUACCAAGAGUUUCUUCGAAGCGUCCUGCAAAAGUACUGUAAUUUCCACUACUGGUGGGAAAAAGUGCAGGUAAUAUGGACGGUAAUCUUUGUAGUGGUAGUCUUUUCAGUCCUUGCAUACAUUGAGAAGACAAGUACAAUCUCGGACCGGAGUAAGCAAGCAGCUCUCAAGGGGGAUUUCAUUUUCGCACUGGCUUUCUGCAUCUUCAUUCUCUCGCUGAAUCUAGUAUGGAGAGCUAGAAUCAGAAUUCCCCAUUGGCGCAGAUAUGGUCGGCAAGAAAGACCAGCCGAGGAUCUAGUUGAUGGAAUCAUCUCAAGAAACUCCUUCGAUCCAAAGGACAAGGCGUUCGGGGUACAAUCUGUCCUACAGAGGCUAGCGCCACAUAGUCACCCAGAGCCAGACUAUAGCAUGCCGUUGGAGCAGAUCUACAAGAAUUUGUCGGUUCGGUUGCUUCACGCAACUAAUUCGCUUCAUUUAUUGUAUGCGGCAGCUUCCAGCGACAUAGCUAGACGCACUCCAUCAUGGGUCCCUGACUUUUCGAAUAACAAUUCGGCCAUCUGGAGUGCCGUUCCGCUAUUCGUAGUAGAAAGGAGAAACCAAUCCAUACCAUUCUGGAGGUUGGAUCCGAACAACAGCGACCUUCUCAUAGUCCGCGGCUAUCAAUAUGCCAGCAUCAUUUCUUGCUUCCAUUUCAAGACCACAUCCGAUAAAUAUCUCGACAGCGAAGCGGCUAUACAUCGCGAAAACCUCCACAGUAUGCUAGCUGUUCUCAAAGCGCGUGUCUUGUCUCGAGACGCUGUGGAGAUACUCAUGCAUAUGUUGGAAGAAGAGCUGCAACAGCCCGCAACAGUACACUACACACGCUCAGAUUUCAAGUUGAUGGCCUGGUUGGCUGUAUUACACAGACAUGCAGGCCGAAAAACACCUCCAGACCUACUUUCAAGUGUCAAGCGCCCCCAUGUUUUCGUAUUAUCAAUAUUUUCCUAUGUUUUCUUCUUAUUCUUGACCCAGGUUUGGGUUCGCAAUGCCAAGAUUCUGCAAACUCAGAUCACUAUUUGCAAUCUCUUAGCUGCGAGAAAGCGAAGUUUUUUUCUAUACAAAACGGAUAUGAGAGGCUCAGAGACAAAUCACAAGCACGGCUUUGGCAUGUGUAACGCGAAUGUGCACGUCGGCGACAGUCUGGUGUUUCUUUCGGGUCUUGGUGACUACUUCAUACUUCGUGGCGACCACGGCUUGACGCAAUUGAUCAGCCCAACUGAGACACUGCGGGAGCCGAUAAGACGGGCAUCUAUAUUGCCACGGUUAAUUCAAUCGACAGUAAGAUUUAUACGUAGUUGGGACGUUUUGUUCAUCAUGCUAGGCUGGCUGGAAGAUGUGGAAACCCCAUUUGCAAUGGACUGGAAAGGAGAGGAGGAGGAUGUGGAGUUUAUGUUGCGUUGAUGCUGUACUUUAUCGCAACAAACCACCCUUUCGAAGUUGUCUGACAGAACACGUGCCAAGAAAGGAAAUCUCACGCAGUCGUCGAGACGCUGCUAUGUUUCAGCAGUCUCAUACCCAGAUCUGACGUUCUCCUUCCUCCCGCAACGCCGAUGUCGCCGCGAAGUGCUCUCGCCAGGAGUUUUACCUCGUCGGACCGCUCUAAGAGGCUGGGGUAUACCACUUCAAGUAGUAGUGAAGACGCACGUACAGGCUCCCGACCUUUCACUCCAUUACCAACGCCGUUUCUUCUCUUUGUUAUGGAGGCAAGCUCAACUCGCAAGUCGCGCCCAACAAAAAGCAGAAGAAAAUGGCGAAAACAGCAAACUUCAUGUUCCCAGCGAGCAUCGAACUCCGUCCUCGAUAGCAAAACAAAAUGGCAAAAACGAAACCACCCAGCUACCACUGCGCUACUACGUAGUAGAGUCGCAAUUUUUUACGGGAUCCCUG